AUUUUGUAUUCAAAAUGACACAACAAAUUUGUUCAGUGUAAAUGGUUCUGAUUAUUGUCUUUGUUUGAAGAGACCCGAGUUCAAACUCUAAUGUUAAUAUUUUAAAUGUGAGAUAAAUAAUUAAUUGUAAAGACAAAAAUAUCAUUCCUAUUUUUACUCUCGUAACAGAAAAUUUGAAAUAAAGAAAAUUACAAAGUGUACUAUGUAUUAUUGGUUUGUUUUAGCGCGUCUUGCGAAUUACCCGAAACACCCCUGCCCGGCUGCCCCAAAAUAUAAAAUUCGCCUAUACAGCACUUGUCUCUUUCCUCUCUUCAUUACCAUCACCACCACUGCUACUCUCUUCACUCUCUCUCUCCUCUUCCUCCGCCACAAUGCGGCCGUCGGCGGCGUCCCUCCUCCUCCUAGCUCCGCUCCUCCUCCUCUUCCCCUCCACCUCCACCGCCCACAACAUCACCAAGCUCCUCGCCAGCCACCCGGAGUUCUCCACCUUCAACCACUACCUCACCCUCACCCAGCUCGCCGACGAGAUCAACCGCCGCAUCACCAUCACCGUCUGCGCCGUCGACAACGCCGCCAUGGACUCCCUCCUCGCCUCCCGCCCCUCCAUCUCCACCGUCAAGAACAUCCUCUCCCUCCACGUCCUCCUCGACUACUUCGGCCCCAAGAAGCUCCACCAGAUCUCCAACGGCACCGCCCUCGCCGCCACCCUCUUCCAGGCCACCGGAUCCGCCCCCGGCUCCUCCGGAUUCGUCAACAUCACCGACAUCCGCGGCGGCAAGGUCGCCCUCGGACCAGAGGACAACGGCGGCUCCCUCGACGCCUUCUUCGUCAAGGGGGUCGAGGAGUUGCCCUACAACAUCUCCGUCAUCCAGAUCAGCAAGAUCCUCCCCUCCGCCGUCGCCGCCGCGCCCACUCCUUCCCCCGCCGCCAUGAAUUUGACCGGCAUUAUGUCGGCGAGCGGAUGUAAGGUCUUCGCCGACACUCUCCUUGCCUAUCCCGAUGCUUCCAAAACCUUCCAGGAAAGCAUCGAUGGAGGAUUGACAGUGUUCUGCCCCAUGGACGACCCAUUCAAGGCCUUCCUGCCCAGAUUCAAGAACCUGACCGCGGCGGGGAAGGUCUCGCUGCUCGAAUUCUUCGGGGUCCCGGUGUACAUGUCGAUGCCGAUGCUGAAAUCCAACAACGGCGUGAUGAACACCCUGGCCACCGACGGGGCCAGCAAGUUCGACUUCACGGUGCAGAACGACGGGGAGCAGCUCACCCUGAAGACGAAGAGCACCACCGCCAAGGUCACGGGGUCGAUCUUCGACGAGCAGCCACUCGCGGUGUACACGAUCGACAAGGUCCUGCUGCCCAACGAGCUGUUCAAGGACGCUCCUUCGCCGACCCCGGCACCAGCGCCUGCCCCGGCUGCGGACGCGCCCAAGUCGAGCAAGAAGAAGAAGAGCAAGUCGCCGCCUUCUUCGGAUGGUGAUGCUGACUCCCCAGCGCCGGCUGAUGGGCCGGAGGCUGAUUCGGAGGAUCAGGAGGCUGCAGAUGACAAUGCUGCUCUCAGCAGGCUUGCAGGUGGUAAGCAGGUGGUGCUGAGCUUGUGUCUAGGGCUGGUGAUGGUGUUGCUGUAGCUGCAACCGGUUGCAAUGUACUAUCUGUUGGUGUACUCAUGGAAAGGAAUUGAAUUUUUUGGGUUAUUUGUUGAGGGCAGGGGAAUAAGUGAAGGUAGAACUGCAAUGGAGCCUAUUUUGUUGCUGCUCAUUUGGAGGAGGGAGGGGGUAUUUAUGUGCCAUUUUGUUCUGGUUUUGUGUUAGGGUUUGUGGGGGAGAGUCUGCUUGGUAAUGGAGAUGAUCUUCUAUUCUUGCCUUUCUGAGUAGCAGAUGGCAAUGGUAGUGAAGUUCUUUGGUUGAGAGGGUUUUGUAUUUAGUUGUUUCAUAAAAUAUACUAUUCGGCGUGCAAUAGUUGACGCCCAAUUCGCGAGCUAGAAAACAUGGUCUAGUGAUAAUAUCUCUAGUGUUAAACUUGGCAUUCCAAGUUGGUACUCCUUCAAAUAACACCUAAU
Molecule: messenger RNA, 2050 nt
Organism: Linum tenue
Lineage: Eukaryota; Viridiplantae; Streptophyta; Magnoliopsida; Malpighiales; Linaceae
Source: the annotation of a GenBank genome assembly